UAAUAUAUUAUGUAUAUGUGUAUGCACCGGGUUUUCCCCAUCCUUCAAGAAGCUUUCCCUGCACUAGCGUUUCUUAUCAACGCUCAGGGUCGCAAAUACGUUAAAGAUUACUUCAAUCGUUUGAGCUUAUUUCAGUCUUGCUCAAGCCGCGAAUCAUCUCAGUAGGGCUUUACAAUGAAACUGGACAUCUGGGUGUUGAUUUUUCCUUGUUUGGCAACUCUUUUGCUCGCAGACCCUGUGGAGAUUUCGCAGCCGGAAAACGCAAAUCUGGAUACCGAAGCUCAGUGCAAUGGAUACUGUUUUUCGGUCUUUAAGCCCAUACUCGAUCAUUUCGUUGAGCUGAAGCAGGGAGCCGACACCAACAAUGAACUGAAAGAGAAAGUAAAUACUUUGAUAUCCACAAACAAGGAAUUGCAAAGCCACAUAAAUCUUAGGGACUACCAAAUCAAGGAGGUGAAUCAAAAACUUGAAGAAGUGGGCUUUCAAGUCAGGAACCAAUCUGAGCUGCUUGCGAGUAAAGAAGAAGUGAUAAGAAACCUGCAGAGCCAGUGGGAAAUCGCUCAAGCUCAACUGAAAAACAAAGAGGAGCUAUUAAACAUAAAAGAAGAUCAAGUCAGAGACAAAGCUGAACAGAUUAAAAGCAAGGAAGAGCUCAUACAGCUUAAGGAUCAACAAAUAAAGGUGAAGGAUGACAGCCUUAAUCAAAAAAUCUCUGAAAACAAUGAGCAAGCCUCUGAAAAUGUGAGAAAAUCCAAUCAAAUCGAUGACCUAAAGCUGCAGAUCAAAUCAGUGUCGGAAAAGCUAACUGAAAAGUCGGAACUGCUGUCCACCUGCAGUCGAUCCGACAGUUGUCCCAUCGAAGGUCCUUCUGGAGUGUACGAAAUGAAAAUGCGCGGAAUAAACUCAUUUGAAAUCCCCUGCAACUCAACGGGCUGGAUGGUCAUUCAGAGACGACUGGACGGCUCCGAGAACUUUAACCGAGACUGGGAGAGUUAUAAAAACGGAUUUGGUAGUGUCAAAGGGGAGUUCUUUAUCGGGCUGGAGAAGUUGCAUCUCAUAACAGCAGCUCGACCGCACGAGCUUUAUGUUAAUCUUAGGGAUGCAAGUGGAACCAGUCGAUACGCCAGAUACGAUGACUUCAAGGUUGGCAGUGAGAAGGAGGCUUAUGAGCUUAAAACGAUAGGAGCAUACUCUGGCACCGCAGGAGAUUCUCUGAAAUAUCAUGAGAAUGUAAACUUUACCACAUUCGACCGCGACAAUGAUGUUAGCGAGGGAAACUGCGCCGAAAACCACUACGGUGGCUGGUGGUUUAAAGAGUGUGCUCAAAGUUCCCUCAAUGGAAAAUAUUACCCAACUGGAAAAAGACCGGAAGGAGAGGAAUAUGGGAUUGUUUGGGGAUCUUGGAACAACUACGAUUACGGCGUGUCGCUUACCUUUGCAGAAAUGAUGAUUAGGCCAAAGACGCCAUGAAAAAUGUUUGAUGCCAACACAAAUACAAAAAACACUUUAUGCUUACUAUAUAGUAACCAAAAAUGUAUUUAUCCUGCAGUGUUAUAUCAUGGAUAUAUUUUAAUAAACAUUACUGAAUCAUA
Messenger RNA from Drosophila biarmipes, 1592 nucleotides. Its product is annotated as fibrinogen-like protein 1. The transcript has 2 exons. The record is from RefSeq and is a predicted model, not a curated record. The coding region runs from base 175 to 1470 and encodes 431 amino acids. NCBI's taxonomy places the organism in Eukaryota, Metazoa, Arthropoda, Insecta, Diptera, Drosophilidae.